Molecule: messenger RNA, 306 nt
Organism: Cyclocybe aegerita
Lineage: Eukaryota; Fungi; Basidiomycota; Agaricomycetes; Agaricales; Hemipholiotaceae
Source: the annotation of a GenBank genome assembly
AUGGGCGUCUCCACUGCCACGGGCGCCUACGCGCUCGUGCUCGUCGUCGCGUUCCUGUGCGGCUACGCGCUCGGCGCUCGGCAUGGUCCUGCCUUCCGUCAGGGCGCUGCAAAAAAAGUGGGACCCGCCCCAGCCCCGGCCCCUCCUGUCCGUGCAGCGUGCACCCCACCGCCACUGCCAACACACGCACCAGGAAGCCAAGAAGACCAUGAGGCGGUCCUCCGUUGGGCUAAUCACACCUAUGGCAUAAAUAUUAGGCAAGCAACAUUAUUUGCACUGAUGUGCUCGCUCGAGUGGAAAGGCUAA